Molecule: messenger RNA, 7487 nt
Organism: Bombina bombina (fire-bellied toad)
Lineage: Eukaryota; Metazoa; Chordata; Amphibia; Anura; Bombinatoridae
Product: bromodomain-containing protein 4B-like
Biological process (GO): chromatin remodeling; positive regulation of transcription elongation by RNA polymerase II
Cellular component (GO): nucleus; chromatin
Source: RefSeq, a predicted model, not a curated record
CGCGUAGCGGCGGCGCUCUGUGAGGAAGGAGCUCAGGGAGUGCUCUUAUCUGUGUGUCGCCGUUAAUUUCUGUCGUUGAUAGCUCCGUUACCAUUUUUCUUGGUUGUAUUUGUAUCCGGAUCUUCUAUCGGGUCUAGAAAAGGCAACGCGGGUCGCCUGGUCUUGCGUGCAAUGGGAGCUCCACCAUGUCAACCGAUCUUGGGCCUGGCACACGUUUAAGGGCUACAUCUGGUAUGGGCGACGGAUUGGAAGGUGCGCAGAUGUCAGGACCUCAGCCACCUGUCCUAACCCAGCCCCAGCCACAGACUCCCCAACUUGCCAAUCCCCCACCUCCUGAGACCUCCAGCACCAACCGACCAAAGCGGCAGACAAAUCAGUUACAGUACUUACUCAAAACCGUGCUCAAGACGCUAUGGAAGCACCAGUUCGCUUGGCCUUUCCAGCAGCCUGUGGAUGUCAUCAAACUUAAUCUGCCGGAUUAUUAUAAAAUCAUUAAAAUUCCAAUGGAUAUGGGCACCAUUAAGAAGCGCCUAGAAAAUCAUUAUUAUUGGAAUGCUCAAGAAUGCAUCCAGGACUUCAACACCAUGUUUACCAACUGCUACAUUUAUAACAAGCCUGGCGAUGACAUAGUGCUGAUGGCUGAGGCCCUGGAGAAACUUUUUCUGCAGAAGAUUUCAGAGAUGCCACAAGAAGAGACAGAAUUAGUCAUUGUGCAGAGCAAGGGUCGUGGACGAGGACGGAAGGAGCCAGAUACUUCCAUCGCUCCUAUGAGAACUCGGGUGUUAUCAGGAAGUCAAGCUGACAAGAGCAUCUCAAAACCUCCUAUUACACCUGUGCCCAAGCCAGCAACACCUACUCCCCCUGUUGUGACUCGUGCUGUCACACCUCCACAGACUCGAGCCCCUGUUGCCAGACCCCCAACUAUCACCCAGGCUCCCAUUCCUUACCAAGCCACUGUCACUCAGGACCUUGUGGUUCCUCCACUAGUGACCCCGGUUUCAGCCCCUCAACCCCUGCAGAGUCAUCCUGCUGUCAUCCCCACUGCUGCCCAGCCUGUAAAGACAAAGAAGGGAGUGAAAAGGAAAGCAGACACCACAACCCCAACUGCUCACGACCCGCCCCAUGAAUCCUCCCCACUCCCCAGUGACCCUAAGCCACCAAGGGUUGCUCCUAGAAGAGAAAGUGGACGCCAGGCUCGACCAGCCAAGAAAACAGAGGUGCCUGACUCUCAGCUUCCUGCCCCUCCAGUUUUACAUCCUCUGUCACCUCCCCCAUUAAUACCAGAAAAGAACAGCAGAAAGACAUCUGAGCAAUUGCAGUAUUGUGCUGGUAUUGUUCGUGAGAUGUUUUCCAAGAAGCAUCAAGCAUAUGCAUGGCCAUUUUAUAAGCCUGUGGAUGUAGAGACUCUUGGGUUACAUGACUACUGUGAGAUCAUUAAGCAUCCAAUGGAUUUAAGUACCAUCAAGUUGAAACUGGAGAAUCGUGAAUACAGGGAUGCUCAGGACUUCGCCUCUGAUGUACGGCUAAUGUUCUCCAAUUGUUACAAGUACAAUCCUCCUGACCAUGAGGUUGUGGCAAUGGCCCGAAAGCUGCAGGAUGUGUUUGAAAUGCGAUUUGCCAAAAUGCCAGAUGAGCCUGAGGAAUCGCCUGCUCCAACUCCCUCGCCUGCCCCUGGCCCUCCUGUCCCUUCUGUCAAAGGCCCUCCACCAACUUCUAGUGACAGUAGCAGCGACAGCUCUUCAGACACUGAGAGCAGCUCAGAUAGUGAAGAAGAUCGUGCACAAAGACUAGCAGAACUUCAGGAACAGCUUAAAGCCGUACAUGAGCAAUUAGCCGCUCUAUCUCAGCCCCAACCGAACAAACCAAAGAAAAAGGAGCGUGAAAAAAAGAAGAAAAGCACAAACGGAAGGAGGAAGUGGGAUGAGUCUCGCAAGGGUCGAACCCGGGAACCCUCCUGCAAAGAACCAAGAAGAGUUUCUCAGGGACCUGCAGGCACACCCAGCAUUAAAAAGGAAAUACCACCACCUGUGUCACGUCCUCCUCGUCCAGCACCGCCCCCUGCACCCUGUGAGUCCUCAGAGGAGGAGCCUCAACGAUGUCGGCCUAUGUCCUAUGAGGAGAAACGGCAGUUGAGUCUGGAUAUUAAUAAGCUACCUGGGGAAAAAUUAGGCCGUGUUGUGCAUAUCAUCCAAUCCCGUGAGCCUUCUCUCAAGAAUUCCAAUCCUGAUGAGAUUGAGAUAGACUUUGAGACACUCAAACCGUCCACACUGCGAGAAUUGGAGAGAUAUGUCACCUCAUGUUUGAGGAAGAAACGAAAGCCGCAAGAUAAAUUAGAAGCUCCCUCCUCUGGCUCUGGUAAAGUUAAAGGAUUCUCUUCUUCUGAAUCUGAGAGCUCCAGUGAGUCCAGCACUUCAGACACUGAAGAAUCUGAUCCUGAAACUGCACCAAAACAGAAGAAGAAGAGUCACUCUGGCAGAGAAUCUAGAAAGCAUCACCAUCCCCAACAGCAACCUCUUGCCCCACCUCCUGUUCACAAACCUCCUUCUCCUCCUACCCCAGUUUCCUUUCCUCUACCUCCUAGCUUAGAAUCUCCCCAACCAUCCAUUCGCCACCCUCUGCACACUGGGAGUGUUUUUGACUCAGUUUCUACCCAUUUUGGACAGUCAGUUCUUCAUAUACCGCCCCCUGAUCUGCCUCCACAUCUUACAGGGCCGCAGGAACAUUGCUCCCCACCUCAUCUAAAUCAGCAUCCCCUUGUCAGCCCUCCAGCUCUACACAAUGCCAUGCCCCAGCAACCCUCCCGCCCAUCAAACCGUGCUGCAGCCCUUCCUGCCAAACCUAUUCGGCCUCCCUCUGCUUCUCCUCCACCUUCUCAACCUCCCCAUCAACAUCCUUUACACUCCCAUCAUCACCACCCACAGCCCCCUCACAACCUCCUAGAGGAUGAUGGUCCCCCGUCACCCCCUAGUGGUCUCCCUUCCUCCCCUGUUCCCCUUGGUCCUUCGCAAAUGGUUAUGUAUCUACAACAACUUCAGAAGUCUCAGCAACCUCCACCUCAGGCACCACUUCUCCCAUCUGUCAAAGUACAGUCUCAAACUUCCCUUGCUGCUCCUCCACAGUCUAUGAGGCAACACCAGUCUCUUCCCUUCCCUACUCCUCCCCCUUCCUCUAUUAGCAACCAUCCUCCUCCCUCCUCUUCCUCCCAUAUACACCAGUUGCAGACACCGCCUGCAGCUUCACAGUCACAACCAGCAGUACAAUUACCGCCCCCUCCCCAGCAUGCAGCUCUGCAGGGUCCGCUGGCAGUUCCACACCAGCAACAGCAUGUACAGCACCAGCAGGCCAAGCAGCAACAGGUGAUUCAACAUCAUCAUCCUUCACCACGGCAGCAGAAACAAGAACCAUACACAGGAGGUCACAUGCGAGAGGCCCCUUCACCUCUCCUCCUACAUUCUCCUCAGGUUCCUUCCUUUCCAAGCAUGACUCAUCCUCCUUCACCUCAUGCUGGCCAUUCUAAGAAGCAGGAAAUUAGAGGAGCAUCUGUGCUGCAGCCUCAGGCACUUGUUUUAAAAGAGGAAAAACAUCAUUCUCCUACUCUUCGCCCGGAAAGAUUCUCUCCAGGAAUGAGGGCUGAGCCCCCAAAGCUUCAAGAGUCUAUGAAGGGUCCUGGCCACAUUCAGUCACGGCCUGACCUAAAGCUUAUAGAUGGGGCUCGCCCUGUGAGAGCAACUGAACAGAGCCUCCCAAUGCAAGGGAUCUCUGAAAAGGAGAAGCAAAAGCAUGAGCCCAAGACACCGGUAGCCCCUAAAAAGGAUCUAAAGAUGAAAAACAUGGGGUCAUGGGCAAGUCUUGUGCAAAAGCCUCCAGUCACCCCAACAGCAGCUGGCAAGUCUUCAAGUGACAGCUUUGAGUUAUUUCGACGAGCUGCUCGUGAGAAAGAAGAGCGUGAAAGGGCCCUUAAACUGCAGGCUGAACAAGCAGAGAGAAUGCGCAGAGAGCAGGAGAGGCUAAGAAACCGGGAAGAUGAUGAUGCACAUGAGCAGGCCCGCAAAGUGCAUGAAGAUGCUCGUAGGCGGCAAGAGCAGCAGCAGCAACAACAACAGCAGCAGCAGCAGCAACAGCAGCAGCAGCAGCAACAUGUGCAAAGCUCCCUCCCUUCAGCUCCAUCCCCUGCACAGAGUUCGCAGCCAAUCAUGGAUCAGAGGGAGAUGGCUAGGAAGAGAGAACAGGAAAGGAGGCGACGACAAGCAAUGACCCCCUCAAUAGACAUGAAUUUUCAGAGUGACCUGAUGGAGAUAUUUGAACAGAACCUGUUCUCCUAAGACUUAAUUUUCCCUACCACUCCUCCUUCUACACCACUCUCUCUACAAUUCCCACUUGUUUUUAAAUGUCACCAGGAGCGCUUUGUUUUCCAAGAGACUGAGUUGUUUGCCCCUUUCUGUAUUUUUAAUCCCAGCCCUAUGUGUUGCAUCAGACUCACAAAAUGAUGAUGGAAGAGGAGCAACGUUUACCCAAAUCUCAAAUUGUUGUGCAGUAAUCUUCUAGACGCUCUUGGUCCCCAAUGUGGAACAACCUAAUAAGGAAAAGAGACUUUCAAGGGGAUAUUAUGGCUCUUUUCCUUCCCCUCUUUGGAAAAGCUGUUGAGUGAAUAAGUCUCCAACAAAAGAGAUGGGAUUGGCUGCAGUGUAGAGAGUGCUUGGUUGUGUGAGGCUAGGAGGGCUGCAGAACAUUGCAUGUGUGCAAAUCUAUAAAUGUAGAGAUGUGUGUGCAGACAUCACUGUGCUUACAUGUAUACCCAAACUGCUUCACACAAUUCAACUAUACUGCAUCCCCCAAUACAAUCCUUUUUUUUUUAUAUAUAUAUAUUUUUUUAUAUUUUUUUAUAAUUUUUUUUUUUUUUUCUUUGCUGCAUCCUUUUAUUUGAACCCAGACUAUAUGCAGAGCAGUGUAUAUGCAGAGAAUGUAUUUGGUUGAUGCAUGCUUGGACUCUGAUUGUAUACAUCAGAUACAAGCUUUAGUAGUAUAUAUCAUGCAUUACUGAUCUACAGGAGAAUUUCAAAGCAGUGUUAACAAUGCAUAUCAUGUGUAAAAUGCAUUUUCAUAUGCAAAGCAGUUAGAGUAUAAAUUGCAUUCCUGGAUGCAAAAUAUUUUAUUUAUGUUCUACAGGCAUUGGAUAUAUAUAUAUAUAUAUACACACACACUGCUUUGUGUGUGUGUGUACACGUAUGUGUGUGUGUGUGUGUAUGUGUGUAUAUAUAUAUAUAUAUACACACACACUGCUUUGUGUGUGUGUGUGUACACGUAUGUGUGUGUGUGUGUGUAUGUGUGUAUAUAUAUAUAUAUAUAUACACACACACUGCUUUGUGUGUGUGUGUGUACACGUAUGUGUGUGUGUGUGUACACGUAUGUGUGUGUGUGUGUACACGUAUGUGUGUGUAUGUGUGUAUAUAUAUAUAUAUACACACACUGCUUUGUGUGUGUGUGUACACGUAUGUGUGUGUAUGUGUGUAUAUAUAUAUAUAUACACACACACUGCUUUGUGUGUGUGUGUGUACACGUAUGUGUGUGUGUGUAUGUGUGUAUAUAUAUAUAUAUAUAUACACACACACUGCUUUGUGUGUGUGUGUGUACACGUAUGUGUGUGUGUGUGUGUAUGUGUGUAUAUAUAUAUAUAUAUAUAUACACACACACUGCUUUGUGUGUGUGUGUGUACACGUAUGUGUGUGUGUGUGUACACGUAUGUGUGUGUAUGUGUGUAUAUAUAUAUAUAUAUACACACACUGCUUUGUGUGUGUGUGUGUACACGUAUGUGUGUGUGUAUGUGUGUAUAUAUAUAUAUAUGUGUGUGUGUGUGUACACGUAUGUGUGUAUAUAUAUAUAUACACACACACACAUUAAAAGGCACACAUGUUCUCAUGCUUUUUCAUCUAUACGCCUAUAAUAUAUGCCUCAAUAUGCAUCUGUGCACACUUUAUGAAAUAGUAUGGUCUGCAUCAGUAACUGACCUCUCAGCUUUCCCAGAUCUAUGCAAUCCACACAUGCCCUUGUUUACAGUUAUCUACAUAGACACUGCUCUGCAUUGUGAUAUGCACUAUGCAUCCUAUAAAACAACUUACUCCACAUAUUACAGCUUAUCACUCUUACCAGUUUCAGAUUAUUUUUUUUUCUUGAUUUUUUUAUUUUAUUUUUAAACACAUUUUCCUGUAAUUCAAACAACUUAUUUGUUUAUAUGUGUGCUGUGUACUGUGCACAUUUGUUCAGCACAUGUAUAUAAACCUUUAUUAAGGAGUCAUCAGAUGUACUUGACAUAUGUAUGAAUUGAUACAAUUGCUGUGCAUAUAUACAGUUUAUGCAUAUAUACAAAUUAUUCUGCUUGAGCAUACACAUACUUCUAACACACAAUUUGUUUUUCUCUCUCCAAGUAUAUAUAUGAUAGUAUGUACAUAUGAAAACUCAUGUGUAUUUAUCCUUUCAUUGUUACGUAUGUUUAUUUCAUAAUGUCCUUAAGAGCAUGACAACUCACGUGCACCCACAACAUAAAUAUUUUGCUUUUUGUUCAGUACUCUGCAACUUAAGUUUGCAUUUCAGAAUUAUGCAUAAGCUUUGCUCAGCAUCCCUUCAUGCAUAUAUUUGUACAUCUGCAUUACAAAUAUACACCUAUUUUGUAAAGUGUAUAUGCAGAGUGUGUUCCUCUAGCCCAUGGAUUGGGGAACCUUGGCCCUUCAGAUUUCCCAUGAUGCUGGACUUUAGAGUGCCUAGUAAGCAUCAUGGGUAAUGUAGUUCUGAAACAUAAGGCGUGCCAAGUUUCCCCAUCCCUGCUCUAGCCAUUUACACUUAGUAUCAUGAAAAUACAUGCCCACACAGGGUAAAUGUUCUGCAUUUUAAUAGCAGUACUUACAUAGCAAAAAAUGUGUUUUUAACAGUCUAGCUCUAUCUGCACACCAUAUGAUGCUCUGCCAGUCCAGUGCCCUAAUACACCCAAAUAAUUUAGUGCAAUUUCCUGCUUGCACAUAAUACCGUGCGUACUUUGCAAAUGACCAAGUGCGCUGCUAUUAAGUAUUGCAGUAUUGUGGAGCAGCUGUUCCUCACCACCUACUUUAGGUAGUACAGACCCAUUUUGGGAGAUUGAAAGAAGUUUUCUAGUUUCAAUUUAGGGAGCAAAAGAAAAUUUGCAAACUCACAAAUCCCCUUUUCCCUUUUUGCCUCUGUAAUUUUACCCUAUGUUUAAUUUUUUGGUUCUGUUUCUUUUUUUAUUUUAUAUAUAAAUAUAUAUAUAAUUUGAAUUGUUUAAAAAACUAAAAUCCUUUAUGUGCCAUAAACGUCAACCCUUUCUCACUUCUGCCUGUUUCUUUUAUGUGCUCUUUGUCCCCUUCUUUUUAGCCUAGCAGCCUGUAUUUUCUUCCCCUCAUCCUUAAGUAACAGGCGCAGAAGUCUGUGUUGUAACUGAUUUCAUGCAAUAAAGUCUUUUUUAUAUUAUUUUCAUUUUA